Penicillium lagena is the source of this 339-nucleotide messenger RNA. RefSeq lists its product as uncharacterized. The record is from RefSeq and is a predicted model, not a curated record. Lineage: Eukaryota; Fungi; Ascomycota; Eurotiomycetes; Eurotiales; Aspergillaceae. The transcript is spliced from 2 exons. The coding region runs from base 1 to 339 and encodes 112 amino acids.
AUGAUGAAGUACUCGACUGCCCUGACCCUCGCUCUCGCCUCCGCGGCUACCGCCGACUGGUCCCUCUACUGCGGCGAUUCUUGCUCCGGCGGUACUCUCGUUGCAUCCGGUUCGGAUGGUCAAGGCGCAUGCACCAGUCUCGACGGGACCUACGAUUACUGCUAUAUUGAGGCUGAGUCCUCAUACUCUCCAGAUUGGUGGAAGGCGAUCUUCUUUGAGAGUGCUCUCUGUGAAGUCAAUGACGAUGAAUCUGGAAUGCACGAGAGUAGUGGGCUGUUUAAUGGCGGUUGUACUGAUGCUGGCUCCUGGACUUCUUAUAAUGUCGUCGUUAAUGCUUAA